AUGGAAGAUAUUCUGGAAGAUCUUUGUGAAGGGGUCUUCAUAUACAUUGAUGAUGUCAUCCUGAGAUCUAUGACCGAGGAAGGGCAUGGUACUAUACUUACUGGAGAAAGUACUAAGCAGACUGAAAGAAAGAAAUGUCAGGGUUCGUCUGGAGAAGUACUAAUUUAUGAAGAUGAAG
Molecule: messenger RNA, 178 nt
Organism: Sphaeroforma arctica JP610
Lineage: Eukaryota; Ichthyosporea; Ichthyophonida
Exons: 1
Source: RefSeq, a predicted model, not a curated record